AUGCCCCCUCGGUCCGGACGUAACCCACCUAUUCCGAUCUCGAACACCGGCCUCGCAGCCAUUCCUCUUGAUUCGUCGUCGAUUCCCGCACCAGAAAGCAGCCCACGACGCCCAUUCCAACCCCGUGAUGGUUCCAAAAUGAGUCCAAUAAAUGGCAGUACGCCCGCUAUCCCGUAUCGCCGGGGACACAACCGUUCAAUCAGUCACCCGUUUAUCUCCCCGUUCUCCGGACUAGGGAAGAAGCGUGAUAAAGCAUCUGCCAAGUACCAAAUCUGGGACUCUGACUCCGACGAAGAUGAAGUCACCUACCCCUUGGAGCCUUUGUCGACAAGUCCACGGAAAGGACCGUCGCGCGGAGGACCAGGCAAUGAUCUCGCCGAGGGACGUUGUCAAACUUGCAACUCGACGGUUCGAUGGCCUCGCCAUUUGAAGGUGUUUCGAUGCACUUCUUGUUUGAUGGUUACGGACCUUGACCCCGACACUGCCAGGGACGCCAAAGACCCAAGUGAUCCCAGUCUUGAUCACCCCCCACCAGGUUCCCAACCAUCGGCGACUAACUCAACAAGCAAAGUUCUUCCUCUGUCAGUCGUUCAAACUCGUGGCAUGAUCGGUGGAUCCCUUUCAAUGUAUUUUGAUAGCCUUCUCAAUACCCCUCACCCAGGGUCAUCGCCGGACGAGGAUCGUGCUGGCAGGUCCCGUGAUGCGAGGCCUGAAGGCCCCUCCUUGUCAGCUCAUAGUCCCAGUGCAACUUAUUUGUCUGUCCCACGAGCGGGCGACCCCCGUGCCCGAAGUGCAUCCGCGUCCAGUGAGCGGGAGAAAUUUGAUGCAUCGAAAGAGAACUCGGCAUAUUUGACACCACAAACUGCUCACUGGCAGGGCACAGAUACGCCGGUCAGGACCCGUGCCAAUUCAGAUGUGCAAUCAAAGUCGAAAAUGGACCGCCCUCCAGACCUCCCGCGGCAUGCGGAUACCGAGAAUAAACAUCGCGAGCAUCGGCCAUCGAUCUUCAAGCGGCUAGAGAAUCACAUAAUAGCUACCUUCAAAAGCUGCGAUUGCCUCAACGACUCCUUCAGCACCUACCAGCCUUCGAUACGAUCAGUCAGCAAUGGCAAUCCACCGAGGAUGAAGGUAGACCCAACCGCAGCGCUAGGGCCGUCCUUGAAUGCUCCCGUGUUUGAACCUGACGCGAAAACGCUUCUUCUGGGAGAUUUGGCCGAGAAUUCGGCUUGGUGGAUGAACGACUGUGCCCAGGAUGAGGGUCGACAGCCCACUCAGCCCAAGGAGAAGAGUUCACUCAGGUCUCGUAUGGUUUCAUCUCGAAGCCCUCGAAUUAAUUGGGCCGAGCUUUCUCAAUGGUACCAGCUAGUCUUGACUGCGGGAACUGCCUGGAUGGAGCAAUGGGCGGCCAAAAAGCCUGAUGCUCUGCGCUCAGAGGCGGAUAUGGCUCGAUGUAAGAGGUGGGAGUCUAUUGAUCCUUCAGUGAUUGAAAGAGAGAUCUCCGACGCUCGUGUGCAUCUCCAGAAGACUUUGUUGAAGGCCACCGAAAACCUCUUGAAGCGCCCACGGCGUGUUUUGAGCAAACCAGAGGAUACUCGGUUUCUUUUCAUCCUCUUGGCGAACCCCAUCUUGUACUCGCCUACAUCUUAUGCUUCGCUUUCAUCAAACUCAUCGUCCCACCGAAACGAGAGGCGCCCCUCAAACCCAAAAGACAACGGGCAACCGAUGGGUAGAGACGGUAAGUCUCAUAAGGACCAUUCCGCAUCUGCCUCCCACCACGGUAGCUCGAGCCACCAUUAUGGACUUAUCAAGCGAAUUUUGGGCUUGAUGUCGAAUUUGCCAAAUGACUGCCAUCAUUAUUUUGUGUCUUGGUUCUCCCGAUUCUCACCUGGACAAUUCCAGCGACUGGUGGAACUGAUUGGUGGAUUUCUCAACUACCGGUUGACCCGUCAGCAUGGUCGCAAACGCAAUCAAGUGUCAAAGGAUGGGGACGAAUUAGUCCCGAGCUUUGCCAGUGCUUCAGGAAAUACCCCUGCGGAGCUUCACGCGGCGAUCAAUCGUCGAAGUCCGAACAAGCAACCUGCCAAGAAGAAGGAAUUUCCUAUGGUGUACACAGAGGACUGGCAGAUACGAGCGGCGGCCAGGAUUAUGUCCUUACUUUUCACGGCCAACAACGCUGCAUUCUCGCGGAAGCCGGACGAGGCCUCCAGAGCCCCGAGGACAUCACAUCAUCAAGGACACAUGAUUCCAAUCAGCUCAUUCUAUAACACCCUGUUGGAUUAUUCAGACCUGCUCGCCGAUUUCGAGAUCUGGGAGUCUCGAAGUUCGAAGUUCUCGUUUUGCCAAUAUCCAUUCUUUCUCAGUAUCUGGGCAAAGAUACACAUCCUGGAACACGAUGCACGUCGCCAAAUGGAGGUCAAAGCGCGCGAAGCCUUUUUCAAUAGCAUUCUCAAUCACCGGGCGGUCAGUCAGUAUCUCGUGUUGAAGGUACGGCGAGAAUGCCUGGUCGAGGACAGCCUUCGUGGGGUCAGUGAAGUUGUGGGCUCCGGGCAAGAAGAAAUCAAGAAAGGCCUCCGCAUUGAAUUCACCGGAGAGGAGGGUAUUGAUGCUGGUGGCCUGCGAAAGGAGUGGUUCCUUCUACUCGUCCGAGAGGUCUUUGACCCGUAUCAUGGCCUUUUCAUUUACGAUGAGGACUCUCAGUUUUGCUAUUUCAAUCCGCAUUGCUUCGAGUCAUCCGAGCAGUUUUUUUUGGUUGGGGUUUUACUAGGACUUGCUAUUUAUAACUCGACUAUCCUUGACAUUGAUCUCCCGCCAUUCGCAUUCAAAAAGCUAUUGGCGUCUGCCCCGCAAACUAAUGGGCCGCAGCCAGCCACCUCCUCCCGCUCGAGCUUCAAGUGUACUCUGGACGACCUGGCCGAGUAUCGACCUGCCCUUGCCAAGGGACUUCGAGGGUUGUUGGAAUUCGAUGGUGAUGUCGCCGAAACAUUUUGCUAUGAUUUUGUUGCUCAGGUUGAUCGGUAUGGUGAGAUUGUCAAUGUUCCUCUUUGCCCAGGAGGCGAAACGAGGCCAGUGACCAAUGCCAACCGGCGCGAGUUUGUGGAUCUGUACGUGCACUAUCUCCUGGACACGGCUGUGGCCCGGCAAUUUGAGCCGUUCAAGAGAGGAUUCUUCACGGUUUGCGGAGGCAAUGCCUUGUCUUUAUUCCGACCGGAGGAGAUCGAGUUGCUGGUACGUGGCUCAGAUGAAGCACUUGAUGUGCCUUCACUGCGGGCCGUGGCCACCUACGAUAACUGGUCUAGUGCACGGCCAGAGUCCGUGCCCGUGGUGCGAUGGUUUUGGGAUUUCUUCGAGAACUCACCCCCUCAGGCGCAGCGCAAAAUCCUCUCGUUCAUUACCGGCAGCGAUCGGAUUCCCGCCAUGGGGGCUACAAGCCUCACCAUUCGACUGGCCUGCUUUGGAGAUGAUUCCUCCCGUUACCCAAUCGCGCGAACGUGUUUCAACACGCUGGGCCUGUACCGCUAUGCGACGCAGGAAAAGCUACAAAAGCUGCUCUGGGAUGCAGUUGUGAACAGCGAAGGAUUUGGGUUGAAGUGA
Penicillium alfredii is the source of this 3591-nucleotide messenger RNA. Its product is annotated as HECT-type E3 ubiquitin-protein ligase. The record is from RefSeq and is a predicted model, not a curated record. NCBI's taxonomy places the organism in Eukaryota, Fungi, Ascomycota, Eurotiomycetes, Eurotiales, Aspergillaceae. Bases 1 to 3591 code for a protein of 1196 amino acids. The transcript is spliced from 3 exons. Gene Ontology annotation, biological process: protein polyubiquitination. Gene Ontology annotation, molecular function: ubiquitin protein ligase activity.